AUGUCGAAUCCAUCAAAAGAUCAUCCAUCAAUUCGUCUUCAUGCACCACCGGGUGGUCAUAGUAAUAAUAUCUUUGGUACUAAUCCUGAAGAAACACAUGCGAAUGCUGCAACUAUGGCUAGUCAAUAUAAACAAACACAAAUGAAAUCAAAUAUUUUUGGAACGGAUGAACCAGCACCAGUACGUUCUGUUUCGAAUAAAAAUAGGUCAAAUGUCUUUGGUAAUGCCGAUGAUGAUGAACAAAAUAAACGUCAAUCAGGUGUUCGACAAGGUUUACGAGCGGGAUAUAAUCCAAUUAAUGGUGAAUACUAUUCAACAAAAGACAAUAUAAAUUCAAAAACUACUGAAAAUGACAAACAAACAGUUUUACCAACUAAAACAAGUGAAGGAGAGCAUGAUAAUGCUCAAGCAACAUCAACGAAUUCAGCUGACAAUAAUAAUAUUAAAAAAACAGUGGAGAAACCAGAUAAUACUAAUGAUGGGAAUAACGCUCAAAAGGUAAGGAAAUAUUUAAUUGAAUGGCAAUAA
Rotaria sp. Silwood2 is the source of this 528-nucleotide messenger RNA. The record is from the annotation of a GenBank genome assembly. Lineage: Eukaryota; Metazoa; Rotifera; Eurotatoria; Philodinida; Philodinidae.